AUGCCGCAGGGUUACCCAUUAACUGCAGGAAUUUCUGGGGAGGAGGUGAGCGGUGAGCGGAGGCGAGGGGCAAUGUGGGUCUCCUUAGACUUUGCUCUUGUCGUGCAUAUAAAGGGCCGCAGUGCCCCGCGGGCCACUUCGCUGGAGGGACGCGUGGAUGUGGCAUGUGGACAUGGCGCUGCCCUGAGUGCCCGGCCAGCCCCAGCCUCAGCAGGAGCGAUGCUGCCCUUCCAGAGGGAGAGCCCGGCCCUGCCCCGCUGCCCGGUGCGGGGAGGAAGGGUGGUGCACGGGCCCCAGUUCACCUACUGCCCCAGCCCCCAAGCUCUGCACCGGCUGCCGGGUGCCCACACCUGCCCCUUCACCGUCGAGCUGGGGUGCUGGGCCAGGGUCCAGUCCAUCUGUGUCUCCCUUCUCAAGGUGCCCCUGAUGUUCGGGUUCCUGUACCUCUUUGUGUGCUCCCUGGACGUGCUCAGCUCUGCCUUCCAGCUGGCCGGAGGCAAGGUGGCCGGGGACAUCUUCAAGGACAACGCCAUCCUCUCCAACCCAGUGGCCGGGCUGGUGGUGGGCAUCCUGGUGACCGUGCUGGUGCAGAGCUCCUCCACCUCCACCUCCAUCAUUGUCAGCAUGGUCUCCUCGGGGCUGCUGGAGGUGCGCUCUGCCAUCCCCAUCAUCAUGGGCUCCAACAUUGGCACCUCUGUCACCAACACCAUCGUGGCCCUCAUGCAGGCUGGCGACCGCAGUGAGUUCAAACGGGCCUUCGCCGGUGCCACCGUGCACGACUGCUUCAACUGGCUGUCGGUGCUGGUCCUGCUGCCACUGGAGGUGGUGAGCGGGUACCUGCACCACGUCACCCACCUGGUCGUGGCCACCUUCAACAUCCGCAGUGGGAAUGACGCCCCUGACCUGCUGAAGAUCAUCACGGAGCCCUUCACCAAGCUCAUCAUCCAGCUGGACAAGUCAGUGAUCACGGGCAUUGCAACGGGGGAUGAGAGCCUGCGCAACCGGAGCCUCAUCCGUGUCUGGUGUGGCCACGCACCUGCACAGGUGAGGGUGGGGCUGGGCCGGCCCCAGCCCCUCGUCCAGCUGUGCUGUGGGGCAGGCGAGCACCUCUUCACCGACACGCCGCUGCCCGACCUGGCUGUGGGGCUGGUGCUGCUGGCUGGGUCCCUCGUCGUGCUCUGCACCUGCCUCAUCCUCCUGGUCAAACUCCUCAACUCCCUGCUCAAGGGGCAGGUGGCCAAAGCCAUCCAGAAGGUCAUCAACACUGACCUCCCGCACCCGCUCAGCUGGCUCACUGGGUACUUCGCCAUGGUGGUGGGCGCUGGGAUGACCUUCGUGGUGCAGAGCAGCUCUGUCUUCACCUCAGCCAUCACACCCCUGAUCGGCCUGGGGGUGAUCAGCAUAGAGCGCGCCUACCCACUGACCCUGGGCUCUAACAUCGGCACCACCACCACCGCCAUCCUGGCCGCCCUGGCCAGCCCCGGGGACAAGCUGGCCAGCUCCUUCCAGAUUGCCCUCUGCCACUUCUUCUUCAACAUCUCCGGCAUCCUGCUGUGGUACCCGCUCCCCUCCCCCCGCCUGCCCAUCCGCAUGGCCAAGGCGCUGGGCGAGCGCACGGCCAAGUACCGCUGGUUCGCUGUGCUGUACCUCAUCGUCUGCUUCCUCCUGCUGCCCUCCCUCAUCUUCGGCAUCUCCAUGGCGGGCUGGCAGGCGCUGCUGGGGGUGGGCGCACCCUUCCUCGGUCUCUUCUUCUUUGUGGGGCUGGUGAACCACAGCCCGGCCGAGCAGUGCUCGGGGGCCCAGCCUGGCCCCCACCACCAGGUCAUUGACAGAGGCCGGUGGAGGGACCUGCCCAUCACCGCUUGCUCCUCCACGCCCUGGCCACCACCGACCUCGCACCCAGCGCAGCCCCACCGCCACCAGCCGCCGCACGCAAGGCGGGAGGUAGGCAUCGCCGCGGGCUGGAGAGACGGGAGCCGUCGGAAGGCGAAGGUGACGUCCCCACCCGAAAGCCGGAAGGAGCAGGAAGUGGGGCAGGCACAACCCGCUAACGGGUAA
This is a messenger RNA of Pygoscelis adeliae (Adelie penguin), 2058 nucleotides long. RefSeq names its product solute carrier family 34 (type II sodium/phosphate contransporter), member 1 (gene SLC34A1). Gene Ontology annotation, cellular component: vesicle; apical plasma membrane; brush border. Lineage: Eukaryota; Metazoa; Chordata; Aves; Sphenisciformes; Spheniscidae. Bases 1 to 2058 code for a protein of 685 amino acids. The transcript is spliced from 13 exons. The record is from RefSeq and is a predicted model, not a curated record. Gene Ontology annotation, molecular function: sodium:phosphate symporter activity. Gene Ontology annotation, biological process: intracellular phosphate ion homeostasis; sodium-dependent phosphate transport.